Molecule: messenger RNA, 712 nt
Organism: Trifolium pratense (red clover)
Lineage: Eukaryota; Viridiplantae; Streptophyta; Magnoliopsida; Fabales; Fabaceae
Product: ribosomal protein S19, mitochondrial-like
Exons: 2
Coding region: 146-526 (126 amino acids)
Biological process (GO): translation; ribosomal small subunit assembly
Cellular component (GO): ribosome; cytosolic small ribosomal subunit
Molecular function (GO): structural constituent of ribosome; RNA binding
Source: RefSeq, a predicted model, not a curated record
UUUUUUUGUUUUUUAAAAUAAAUGUUAGAACCCUGAUUUUUCCAUUUCCUGUCUCCAAUCUCGCUCGCUCGGUCAGUCCUCUUCUCGAUCGCAUUAGCUGCCAGCCCUCCCUUCACCGUCUCACUCGCACCUCUCUCCUUGAAGAAUGAGGCCAACCGAUUUGCUUAGGGUUCUGAACAAGCAGUUUCUUGGAAUCGCCGGUGACACUGCAAAUCCUGUUGCUAAGAAGCUGGCGUCGUCGGCUCCUGUUGUGUCGCGCAAACCAGCGUUUAUAGAUGCAUUCCUACAUAAGAUGAAAAAGAAUCCAGAACUUUUGAAGAACAAAACCAUUUGGUCGCGGAGAUCCACUAUCUUGCCAGAAUUUGUUGAUUCCCAGGUCAAAAUUUACAAUGGGAAAACCACUAUUCGCUGUAAGAUCACUGAAGGAAAAGUGGGUCAUAAGUUUGGUGAAUUCGCUCUCACCAGGAAACGCAAAUCCAAAGACCAACCUAAUGCAAAAGUUAAACAACUCAAGAAAAAGAAGUGAUAUUUUUUUUUUUUUUUUUUUUAGGAAAUUGAUUUUAUGAAUAGUUUAUAUUCUGCAGUUGGUUACAUCUACGUGGAUAAACAGCAUAGCUUAUUUACAUCUGAAGUGUUUAACUUGAGUAUUGACAACAAGGGUUUCAUGAAAUUUGACAAUGGUUGCUGUUGCAUCCAUUAGGUUCAUUGCCUA